CUUGCUGAGCGGCGGGGACACGAGAUAGCAAUCUCCGCAUGGCCCGUUACGCGCAGCUCAUAAACGUCGGAGGGUAUCCUUUUCUCCUGGGCCUCUGUCCAUUGAUAUUCUUGGGUUAUGCGUCUCCGGAGUAACUAAUGACAUCCUCAAUGUCCGGAGUGUGCCUGCCGAGACAGAUCCGCAGGAUCAUCCCCGGAUGCCUCGCGGCCAUCUUGUUUGUGUCUUAUCUUUCCAUCACGGACACGUUUAGCGAGCUAAGUGAUGGUCUCUCCUACCGAUCCUGUGAAACCCACCGAUUUUUCCCCAAGAAGAUCUGGCAAUCGUGGAAGGUUGCGCCUUUCGAGUUCGAGGAGCGUGAUCUUACCGUGGCUCGCAGCUGGACGUCCAAGAACCCCGGCUAUCGCUACGAAGUACUGACCGAUCAAAAUGAUCUUUACUACGUGGAAACCCACUUUGGCCCGGACGGGUUCAACCGCCCGGACAUCGUGGACACCUAUCGCUCCCUCCAGGCCCAAAUUAUCAAAGCCGACCUGCUGCGAUACCUGAUCAUGUACGUUGACGGCGGCGUGUGGGCUGACAUCGACGUGGAGGCUCUCCGGCCGAUUGACCGAUUCAUUCCCGAGCGCUACGAUGAGCACGACAUCGACAUGGUGAUUGGAGUCGAGAUUGAUGAACCCGACUUCAAUGAUCAUCCCAUCCUCGGCCAGAAGUCGCAGUCGUUUUGCCAGUGGACCUUCAUGGCCAAACCACGGCAGCCUGUGAUGAUGCGGUUGGUCAAUCACAUCCUGGAGUGGUUGAACGAGCUUUCUGUUAAACAAGGGAAGCCCAUCGCUGAAUUGGAGCUGGACUUCGACGAUAUCAUCAGUGGAACCGGACCUUCCGCGUUCACGUCAGCGGUGUUGGCCGAGAUGAGCAUCAACGCGGGGCACGAGGUCGCAUGGAAGACCUUCCAUAAUAUUCCCGAGUCCAAGCUGGUCGGAGGCUUUCUCGUCCUCACCGUAGAGGCAUUCGCAGCUGGGCAAGGCCACUCCGAUAGUGGGAACCACAACUCCCGCAGCGCCUUGAUCAAGCACCAUUACCACGCCUCGGGAUGGCCCUCUAAGCAUCCACGCUAUAACCACCCGGUGUACGGGGAGGUUGAGCAAUGCAAUUGGAACAAGGAUUGCGUAGCGCAAUGGGACUCCAAUACCGCCGCCUUUGCCGCGAUGUCACCAGAGGAGCAAGAACAUCAGAUCGCUCUGAAACGAGCCUUGGACGGCGAGGCAAACCCGGUUCAAGACCAGACAGCCUGGGUGAACCCUGAGCCUGAUCCAGAAUGGCAGCAACCAGAGUGGCAGCCAGAAUGGCAAUGACCCCCUCCAUGACGUUGACGCCAGGCUUCACGAGACUGAGGACGUGACUGACUCCCGUCAUGCAUUACGGUCAUUGUGUGAGCAACCGCGUCUUAGGGAACACAUGGUAUCACAUCAAUGAAUUGAGCCCAAGGCAGGCCAACAUUGAUGCGCUGCGGUUAUUCCUAUUCCGCCUCUCUUUCCCAUCCUCCAGGAAGAAGGGGGUGUUGCAGCAUGGAAAUGGUCUGGGGCUUUUCAUGGAACGGCGUUUAGGUAUGGUGGCAAGAACUAGCAUGUUGUAUUGGAGUUUUGAUUUAUUUCCUUCUCAAAUUCUUUCCUUUCCUAUUGCCCGGUCCCCUUGAUCUGUCUCUUCCUGCAAAGGAGGUUGAGUGAUUAGAGCGCGACCAAGG
Aspergillus pseudonomiae is the source of this 1741-nucleotide messenger RNA. Its product is annotated as glycosyltransferase family 32 protein. Gene Ontology annotation, biological process: protein N-linked glycosylation. Gene Ontology annotation, molecular function: alpha-1,6-mannosyltransferase activity. The transcript has a single exon. The record is from RefSeq and is a predicted model, not a curated record. Bases 138 to 1352 code for a protein of 404 amino acids. Gene Ontology annotation, cellular component: mannan polymerase complex. NCBI's taxonomy places the organism in Eukaryota, Fungi, Ascomycota, Eurotiomycetes, Eurotiales, Aspergillaceae.